This is a messenger RNA of Pygocentrus nattereri (red-bellied piranha), 3520 nucleotides long. It is a transcript of the gene rxfp3, whose product is annotated as relaxin family peptide receptor 3. Gene Ontology annotation, cellular component: membrane. Gene Ontology annotation, molecular function: G protein-coupled receptor activity. The record is from RefSeq and is a predicted model, not a curated record. The transcript has a single exon. Gene Ontology annotation, biological process: immune response; G protein-coupled receptor signaling pathway. Bases 291 to 1508 code for a protein of 405 amino acids. NCBI's taxonomy places the organism in Eukaryota, Metazoa, Chordata, Actinopteri, Characiformes, Serrasalmidae.
AUAAAAAAGCCCCGACGAUCGGCAGCUCGCGGAGACGCUCGCUCUCACCUCGCUCAGCACACGCGCGCGCGUCUCUGCAAAAAGCUCUGAGGAGGCGUUGAUCCUCACCACGCGCUGGAAAGGAUCAUCUGAGAUCUCCAUUCGUCGCGCGCUGGAGCCAGCCGAAGGAAGAGCCACGAGCCAAGCGCGAUGGCGAGGCUCGAGCGCGGAGGGGAUGGAGAGCGUGCCAGUUUUCCGCGCGCUCGCUUUUGCAUUAGCGCGAAUGUGAGCGCGAGGCAGCGGACGGCGUGAUGCAGCAGAGCCCGAGCGCCCAGCUCGCGGUCGUUGGGCUCAACGGCAGCUUCGCGCUGAACAGGACUUUCAACCAGCUUAACCAGUCGUGGGGUGACCUCGCUGACCUGGACAGGAGCAGCUUCGUGGCGGACGGUUCUGCCGUGCUGCGGAUCCUCAUCUCCGUGGUGUACUCGGUGGUGUGCGCGCUCGGCUUGGUGGGCAAUGUGCUCGUGCUCUACCUGAUGAAGUCGCGGCGCGCGUGGAAAAAGUCCUCCAUCAACUUGUUCGUGACCAGCCUGGCCGUGACGGACUUCCAGUUCGUGCUGACCCUUCCGUUCUGGGCCGUGGAGAACGCGCUGGACUUCGCGUGGCCCUUCGGUAAGGCCAUGUGCAAGAUCGUGUCCUACGUGACGGCGGCCAACAUGUACGCGAGCGUCUUCUUCCUCACGGCCAUGAGCGUGGCGCGCUACCGCUCCGUGGCCUCGGCGCUGGAGAGCCGGCGGCGGCGAGCGCGCGUCCGCGUGCCGGCGCGCUGCCUGAGCGCCGCCGUGUGGGCGAGCGCGGGCGCGGCCGCCCUGCCCCACGCGAUCUUCUCCACCACGGCGGCCGUGAGCGGGGACGAGCUGUGCCUGCUGCGUUUUCCGGACCGCAGCGGCGACGCGCAGUUCUGGCUCGGCCUCUAUCACGCGCAGAAGGUGCUGCUGGGCUUCCUCAUCCCCUUCGGCAUCAUCUCCGUCUGCUACCUGCUGCUGCUGCGCUUCAUCACCAGCAAGCACGCCAACAGCUCCGGCGCCAAGAGACGCUCCAAGGUCACCAAGUCGGUGACCAUCGUGGUCCUGUCCUUCUUUUUGUGCUGGCUGCCCAACCAGGCGCUGACCACCUGGGGCAUCCUCAUCAAGCUGAACGCAGUGCACUUCAGCUACGAGUACUACACCACGCAGGUGUACGUGUUCCCCGUCACCGUGUGCCUCGCGCACUCCAACAGCUGCCUCAACCCCAUCCUGUACUGCCUCAUGAGGAGGGAGUUCCGGAAGGCCUUGAAGAGGCUCUUCUGGCAGAUCGCCUCGCCCACGGUGACCACCAUGCGCCCCUUCACGGCGUCCACGAAGCCCGAGCAGGAAGAGCAGGGAGGCGCGCAGGCCGUGCCGUGCGCGCCUGAGCCCAGCCUCAUCUUCUACCCGCCUGGAGUGGUCAUUUAUAACGGGAAGAAUGACCUUCUACCCAACAGCACAUAGACACUGUUAACAGCAAAGGUUCCCAAAUGGGCCUAGGCUGGACACAGGACCUUUUAAUGCUAUAGGACCAUUAUGAGAGGGUUCUUUUAACUUUAAAGGUUCUUCACACACAUGCACGUCUCAUCUGCAGGGAAGGUUCAUCCACCGGGAGCGGUUCUUCUCUGAGGAGGCCUGUCUGAAGUGUUGCAUCAUCACCUAAUUGCAGUUUUUUGAGCUCGUCCACACUCCUGAACAUGCUUUCACAGUCAUGUUCAUGUAAUAGCAAACAAAAUGUGACCUGGCUGCAUUUUCAUCAGCUGAGUUGAGGUCAGUGCAUGUAAAUAAAAGAAAGCAACACGUUGAUUGUGCUAGAACGGUAGACGGUUAACUGACUUCACCACUUUAGACUUGUACUGAGUUGCCUAUAUAAAUAUAAUGAAAAAUUACAAUACACACUUAAUACACAAUUAUUUAUAUGGCAAUUAAUCAUCAGCUAAAACUUCAUGAUUGUGACAGACCUGUCUAUGGCACCAUUCCAAAGAACUCCAUUUGGCACCUUCAUUUUAGGCACCAUAUGUGCUCUGGGGCCCUAGGAUGGGUGGAUUUAUUACAUUAUUUAUUUAUUUAUUUAAGCAGCUAUCCAGUUACCUGUUUCACUGGACCUUUCAGCAGGCUGACGUAAAAGGGUCAACGUCUGGUCAAGAGCUGAUUGAUUGGCUGACUGUGCAUCUGGAAUUGAAGGCAUCUACCUGCUGCUUUGUUAUUUAGUACUUAAGCCUUUAAUGAGUCUUAGGAGGCAGCAGGGGUUUGUAAAGCUGAAAAGAAGGCUGCCCACUCAGUCAAUAAUCAGAGCCAGGAAGGCAUGCCCUAAUCCAGAGCCUGUAUAAAUUGCUACCUGCUGGCAGAUUUUAAAGGCAGCAUACAGUAGAUUUUGUAUUCCAUGGCCAAGAUGCCCCAUCCUGGGUGUCUGAUGAAAUGGCAAUCAGAUGAAAAUGGCAGUAAAUGAAGGGACAGCAAGACACAUGCUCUUAAAUGCAAUAUUUUACCCGUAAAUAUAAGCUGUUUUAAUGGUUUUAUCCUAAGGGUUAAGAAUAUUAAGUAGUCACUGGACAUUUGCAAUCAUCUCCAGUGAGCAAACUAAACUGUUUUAGAAAGACCUUCAUGCAAAAAGGCUGAAGACCUGCGGGCAGGCAGAGCAAGCGUUUUAUGCCAUCAUUUAUUCAGAUACGAUUUCUUGCCUUCUUGCUUUUAAGUACAGCCCCAUUUUUCUCUAUUGGACAAACUGACUCUCGAUUGUUUUAUCACUACUGAACAGGGACACAAAUGACUUGCUGCAAUAAAGGACUACUGUCCUCACUAAACAUUUAAUCAUCUAUGGGUCUAUGGAUGAGACACACCCAGGAAUGGCUAUUCCUCUAAAAGUUAGCACACAAUGGUCCUGAUUGACCAAUAUCUACCUAAGUUUUUCCUUAAAUUUCUUCUUCAAAAAGGUCCUGAGAAAGUCUACACUGGCAUCAUGACAUGUUCUUAAAUCGAUCUCAGAAUUGUUGGUGAAUGAGAUCCAGUGAUUUUACAGCCUGGUUGAACUAGGAUUGUUUUUUAAAUGACUUUCAAAGUGGUUUCUGAUGCAGACGGUCUCAGGUCCCAUCAGUCUUUUGUAUUUCUUUUGCUCUCUCUCUCUCUGUAAUUCCACUGUUUACUGUACAGACCUUUAUUUUAUUUGAAGAUCUUCUCAGUGAUUGUAAUUGCAGGGUGUAAAUGUAGAGCAUGAGCAAUGGAAUUUUCAGACAAGCCAAACAAAUCAGCUCAAGGGAUUCAUUUAUAUUUCACUGACUGCACAUCACAAAUGUACAGCGUGUUAUUUGUAACAACUUGUCAGCAUGUGGGCGUAAUCAAUGUGCUUUAUUAUGAACCAGACCUGGAGAACAAUGCUUGCAUUAAGAUAGCUGUAUGUCAGAAUCACACAAACACUUGUGUCAUGAAAAAAGAACCUUCAAACCCUCAAAUACUGAAAUAAAGCAAGUGUGUUUAAA